Procambarus clarkii (red swamp crayfish) is the source of this 741-nucleotide messenger RNA. NCBI's taxonomy places the organism in Eukaryota, Metazoa, Arthropoda, Malacostraca, Decapoda, Cambaridae. The record is from RefSeq and is a predicted model, not a curated record.
AUGGAGAACACACAAGACACCAUUAUUAUCAGUAGAAAGAGUCCCUCAAGGGCGCCCAAGGCUCUCAGGAGUCCCUCAAGGGCGCCCCAAGACCCCCAGGAGUCCCUCAAGGGCGGCCAAGGCUCCCAGAAGUCCCUCAAGGGCGCCCCAAGAUCCCCAGGAGUCCCUCAAGGGCGCCCGAGGCUCCCAGGAGUCCCUGAAGGGCGCUCCAAGGCUCCCAGGAGUCCCUCAAGGGCGGCCAAGGCUCUCAGGAGUCCCUCAAGGGCGCCCAAGGCUCCCAGGAGUCCCUCAAGGGCGGCCAAGGCUCUCAGGAGUCCCUCAAGGGCGCCCAAGGCUCCCAGGAGUCCCUCAAGGGCGCCCCAAGACCCCCAGGAGUCCCUCAAGGGCGGCCAAGGCUCUCAGGAGUCCCUCAAGGGCGCCCGAGGCUCCCAGGAGUCCCUCAAGGGCGCCCCCAAGACCCCCAGGAGUCCCUCAAGGGCGCCCCAAGACCCCCAGGAGUCCCUCAAGGGCGGCCAAGGCUCCCAGGAGUCCCUCAAGGGCGGCCAAGGCUCCCAGGAGUCCCUCAAGGGCGCCCCCAAGACCCCCAGGAGUCCCUCAAGGGCGCCCCAAGACCCCCAGAAGUCCCUCAAGGGCGCCCCCAAGACCCCCAGGAGUCCCUCAAGGGCGCCCCAAGACCCCCAGGAGUCCCUCAAGGGCGGCCAAGGCUCCCAGGAGUCCUUGGACAGUCCUGGAGCCUAUUAA